AAAGUUGUAGUAAUUCUUUGUGUGCUUAUUUUUCUCAACAGUUCAGGACGGCAGCUAAGUGAAGUCUUCGUUCAGCUCCCAUCUAGAAAAGAAUUACCAGAGUAUUAUGAAUUAAUUAGGAAACCAGUGGACUUCAAAAAAAUAAAGGAAAGAAUUCGUAAUCAUAAAUAUCGGAACCUCAGUGAUCUGGAGAAAGAUGUCAUGUUGCUAUGUCACAAUGCUCAGACAUUCAAUUUGGAGGGAUCACAGAUCUAUGAGGAUUCCAUCGUUCUUCAGUCUGUAUUCAAAAGCGCACGACAGAAGAUUGCCAAAGAAGAGAGUGAGGAUGAAAGCAACAAUGAUGAUGAUGAUGAUGAAGAGGAGUCAGAGUCAGAAUCAAAGUCAGUGAAAGUCAAAAUCAAGAUGAACAAGAAGUAUGAAAAAAGCCAGGACAAAAGCAAAAGCAAGAAGAGGCAAAGCCGAGUAAAAGCCAAGCCUGUUAUGAGUGACAAUGACAGCGAUGAGGAUCAAGAUGAAAACGACCAGUCAGAAGCAAGUGGAAGUGAUGAUGAGUAA
Molecule: messenger RNA, 555 nt
Organism: Charadrius vociferus (killdeer)
Lineage: Eukaryota; Metazoa; Chordata; Aves; Charadriiformes; Charadriidae
Product: probable global transcription activator SNF2L2
Exons: 5
Biological process (GO): chromatin remodeling
Cellular component (GO): RSC-type complex
Molecular function (GO): protein binding
Source: RefSeq, a predicted model, not a curated record